AAACUAAUGGUUCGGAAUCAGAUUAUGUCAUUCUGCAGUUAAUUUGUUUGUUCUGGAGGCUAUGGAAGAAUCGUUGUAUGGUGGUUUUUCAAUUCAAGCAGCUCUCUCUCGAUGUUCUUGCUCAUCAAUGGUCUCAUCAAGUUAAGGAAGUGGAGCAUGCUCUUUUAUCUCCUACCCCAGAACCAAGGUGGAGUCAUUGGGGCUGCAGCUCGCCGGUAUGAAGCAAUUAGUGAUCCCUAUGUGUUGGAAGCCCUGGGCUUGCGGGAUUGUAUACUUGAUUGCUGCAGACGUGAGCUCCGAUCCAUAUCAUUUUGUGGAUAUGUGAAAUUAAUCAUUGACAAAUGUGUGGCAAGAGAUGCAGCGAACAGCAAGAUUGGUGCCCUAUUGCAGUAGAUAUUUUUACUCU
Molecule: messenger RNA, 406 nt
Organism: Linum tenue
Lineage: Eukaryota; Viridiplantae; Streptophyta; Magnoliopsida; Malpighiales; Linaceae
Source: the annotation of a GenBank genome assembly